Molecule: messenger RNA, 1849 nt
Organism: Zychaea mexicana
Lineage: Eukaryota; Fungi; Mucoromycota; Mucoromycetes; Mucorales; Lichtheimiaceae
Product: WD40-repeat-containing domain protein
Exons: 10
Coding region: 246-1619 (457 amino acids)
Biological process (GO): peptidyl-serine dephosphorylation
Cellular component (GO): cytosol; protein phosphatase type 2A complex
Molecular function (GO): protein phosphatase regulator activity; protein binding
Source: RefSeq, a predicted model, not a curated record
CUAUUGUGUGCCUCCUCUGCUAUCUGCUGAAGAAGUAUUAGGACACUUGCCUUUUUUUACACACACGACUUUCUUUCUGCGUGCAUAUUUUCUUCUUUUUCUUUCCACAGUCCGUCUGUUAUAAACUCUGCAACCAACUUCAUUCUUUUGACUUUUACAGAAAGCAUCCCACCCAAUUUCGGACAGAAAAAUAACCCAAAACGCUUGAUUGAACUGUAUUAGCGAGUAACAACGACAUUGUGAUUAUGCAAGCGACAGCAGGAGCCACUGAAGCCGACAACAAGUGGAAGUUUGCCCAAUGUUUCGGUGACAAGGGUGAAUCCGACGACAUUACAGAGGCCGAUAUUAUAUCAGCUGUAGAGUUUGACCAUACUGGCGACUACCUUGCAACUGGAGACAAAGGCGGCCGUGUUGUUCUUUUUGAGCGCAACGAAAGCAAAAAAGGUUGCGAAUACAAGUUUCACACCGAGUUUCAGUCGCAUGAACCUGAAUUUGACUAUUUAAAGAGUUUGGAGAUUGAGGAAAAGAUCAACAAGAUCAAGUGGUGUCGACGCACGAACGCAGCGCACUUUUUGUUAUCGACAAAUGACAAAACCAUCAAACUAUGGAAAGUGUUUGAACGGAACCUUAAGAUCGUGCAGGAAAACAACUUGAGUGACAGCGGACAGUUGGCGAUGGGAAUUGCGCCAACCAAGACGGCAUAUCAACCUUCGAAGCCUUUGGCACUUCCGAAACUUGCCCUUCACGAUACCAUCGUUGCUGCCGUUCCGAGAAGAAUAUAUGCCAAUGCGCAUGCCUACCACAUCAAUUCGAUUUCAGUCAACUCGGACGGUGAAACGUACAUAUCGGCUGAUGACCUGCGAAUCAACCUGUGGAAUUUGGACAUAUCUGACCAGAGCUUCAACAUUGUCGACAUUAAACCUGCCAAUAUGGAAGAGUUGACGGAAGUGAUUACUGCAGCUGAGUUCCAUCCUCUGCAGUGCAACUUGUUCAUGUACAGCAGCAGUAAAGGUACAAUCAAACUUGCCGAUAUGCGUGAAUCUGCGCUAUGUGAUCAACGCGCCAAAGUGUUUGAGGCACCGGAAGAUCCCAGCAGCCGCUCGUUCUUUUCCGAAAUUAUUUCAUCCAUAUCUGAUGUCAAGUUUAGUCGAGACGGACGAUACAUCCUUUCACGCGACUAUCUAACACUGAAGCUGUGGGACAUCAACAUGGACAACAAGCCCGUCAAAACCAUCAGCAUCCACGAUCACCUGCGGAGCAAGCUGUGCGACUUGUACGAAAACGACUGCAUUUUUGAUAAAUUCGAGUGCACCUUUAGCGGUGAUGGAAGCAACCUGAUGACUGGCUCUUACAGCAACAAUUUACAUAUCUACAACCGGGAGACGGAGUCAGAAGUCAACCUCCAAGCAGACAAAAGUGCGUUCAAGGCCAAGCGACUUGGAUCAGCUAAAAACAAAUUGGCCAUGGGAGGUAACCGUAAUGGCGGUGCCAAGGGCCGUCGGGACGAUGUGGAUGCUUUCGACUUCAACAAGAAAAUACUACACGCAUCUUGGCAUCCCCACGAGAACUCUAUCGCUGUUGCCGCAACCAACAAUCUCUUCAUCUUCACCGAGCUGUAAAUUCUGUUUUCUUUUUUUUUCUUUUCCUUCUCUCAUUUAGCCCAUUUGUAUAAAGCUUGUCAGUCUACCGUAGAGCUCUGGUGAUUCCCCACUUUUCCUUUCUGCGCGCGCGCGCUCUCUCUCUCUCUCUCUCUUCUGCCUUUCUCUUUUCACACACACACACACACAACCGUCUCUUAUUUUCUCACAACCCACUUACUCACACAUUCGCCAAUCACACACAUAGCAAC